Molecule: messenger RNA, 29348 nt
Organism: Cinara cedri
Lineage: Eukaryota; Metazoa; Arthropoda; Insecta; Hemiptera; Aphididae
Source: the annotation of a GenBank genome assembly
CUCUAUACUGUACGCGGCCGGGUGGCACUUGUAGCUUUGGACGCACCCGCCGCCGACGACGAUCACUCUUGUUCGCACCGCGUCCGCGUCAACACGCCGAACGUCAAUUUUCGCCUGCUGCAGUUAACGUUGCCGCCACUGCCACCUGCCUAUAUAUAUAUAUAAUACACGAAGUGAGUGACGCCACCCAAUUAUAUAUGUUUUAUUUAUUUAUUUAUUUAUUAUUUUUUUUUUUUUGUGAAACUCUGCUAAGCAAUACAAUACAAUAUUAUAGUCUCGACAAUUAUUUUACGAAAGGUUAGAAAAACACACGGUACAAUAUACAUAAGAGCUGAAAACCUAAAUAAGCGGUCCGGUGUUUAAAAUUAAGGAAACCGCACGCAGUGGCCCGAAUGACCCCUCGUAAAUGAGAGUAAAGAAGACGCUGCGGGGAUUAGGAGGAUUAAUAUUAUAAAAGAGUUUAAUCCAAAUACAUAUUACACAUUUUUUUUUUCAAUAUCCGAAAACAACACCUGCAUAUUUAUCCGGAAUUAUGUUUAUUUAUUUCGUCGACGGGCACAAAAUUGAUAUUCCCAAUAAUAAUAUUUGAGCGAGUGUCUUAAUCCCCCCCAACCCAACCCACAAUGGCUUCAUCUCACGAUUUUAAAGACCAUUAAUUCGAAUAUCGCAACACAAUAAUAUAUACACAAUGACAUAAUACGCAUAAUGAUUAGGUAUUACAUGAAUCUAUUUGCGUAGUGAUUUUAUUUUUGUUUUGAACGUUUGAAAUAAUUCGACUUUAGAUUCUCGUUAUUUUCUCUCAGAAAACGUUUUUUCGGUUAGUAAAAUUCGAUCAGAUUUUUCCAUCAAUUUUUCGUCGCUCACUAUUUUGUUUUUUUUUUUCAAAAUUCCCAAUACUUUUAUCAAUAACUUAAAAAAAGAAUUGACAACAAAAUGACGAUACAUUGGUUUACUUUUGUUGAUUUCUGGGUAUAUAUAACUUUGGCUAUACAAAGGGGGAAAGCGCGACUAUAAUACUAUAACCUUACCAGUUUAUCAAGCUCGGCUAAUAAUCGUUUUAUGAUUGUAAUGACCUAUCCUUACUUUUAAUGUACAAAAUAAAUUACUCUUCAUCCUAUAGAUAUCCUUCCCAACUUUCCAUUCAUAUAAAAAUGGGCUUGAUGCAAAUAUACCCACGAUGCGAAUUUAUAAUAUGGUGGCUUUGAUUGAUGGAAAUAUAAUAUUUAAAAUAUUUGUCGAUAUUGGUUUGUAAAUUAAUUUAAUACGAUAAUAGGUACAAGUGGUGGGAAAAAUCCGGAUUUGCUGAACUUCGAUGAUCCGAAAAUUCGGAAUCUGAAAUCUUAUCAAAAAUGUAUUUAAAAUUUAGGUUUUAGAUUUUGAAACUUUGAUUUUGGAUUCUUUUAGGCAUUUUUUAUUCUAUUCUAAAACUAAUCAUUUGUAUAUAUUUGUUUAUAAUAUAAAUAUACCUAAUAAGAUAAGUAUUAUAUAAUAUUAAUUAGGUAUAUUUGAUAAUAAUCUAUUAGAAUCACACUAAGUAAAAAUAUCAAACAAAGAUAAAAUAUGGGCGAAAGGUUGAAAAUAUGUUAUAGACAUUUUUUUUCUAUAUAGUUAUUUAAUACACAUCAGAUAAUAAAAGUAGUGAGAGAUCUAUAGAAAAAUUUAUACAAUAGAUCUGAAAAAAUCUAAAAUCAGAAUUUUUUGAUUUCAAAUAAUCCGGAUUUAAAUCACAUCAUUAAUAGGGAUCAAAAAGAGCCCUACCCGAUAAAUGUAAUAAUAUUUUCCUUUAUUUACCAUUAAAUCACACACAUUGCUAUUAAAUGCGUUAUUUUUUAAUUGUAAAAUAAAAAUGUCCAAGUAAUGUAGUUUCUUAAAAAAUAUUUGACAUUUUAUAGAUAAUCAAUUAUUUUUAGAUCAAUCAUUUUUUUAUACCUAUAGUUUGACAUAAUAAAUUUUUCGAAAUGUACAGAAUUAUUUAUUAGAAUGAAUUGUCUAUACAAGAAUACUAAUCGAUGUACAGAUUAUAAAUCAAUUUUUAUCAAUGAUAUAAGGGUGGGGAGGGGCAAUUAUCCACUAACAUUACUGUAAAUAACCGUAGAAAUUAUUGAAAAACAAAACAAAAAUAAUUUCACAACCAUAUAUUGUUUCUAUAGAAAUUUCAUAAAAUGGAUAGGUACGUAUUUUAAUAUGAUUUACCAUAGUAUAAUCUUGGACCGUAAAAUAAUAACAAUAAGUAGUUUUCAAAUAUAAAAAUUUUAAAAAAAUGCAUAAAAAUAAGUAAAAAUUAUUACUACUUGAAAAAUGAUUUGUAUUCAAGUCAUUGCAUAAUAAUAAUUUAUUCUAUUAAAUUAUUAUUAAUUUGACAUUGGUAUAAUUAAAUUAGUAUAUAAAGUAAAUAUAAAUGGUUUUUUUAAUAAAUAAAACCAACGCUAACGUUUGUACAUUAUAGUCCACCAUCACGACUUCUACAAAUAAAAACAUGUAGGUAUGUGAUAUGAGAUAAAAAAUUUACUUUAAUUAAUCAUACGAACUAUAAUAAUAUUUAUACUAACAAUGUUGACACCUACCAAAAUAAAUAAUAUUUUAAACAAGAAAUAUACAUUAAUAAUAUUGUAUGAAAUUAAUUGUAUAUCAGUGUAUGCACGUAUAUAGUUAUGAUGAUUAAUUAUGAUUUUCAUCCGUCACUUUUUAAGUAUAGUACCUGCCUAUAAUUUACCGCAGUAAGUUAGUAUAUGUACUUAGAUAUUAAAUCUGAUUGUACGAGUACAUCAAAUAUACCUAAUGUAGUACCUAGUUGAUUUCUUAAUAUAAGUAAUUGCGGUACUGUCAAAUUUAAUUUUAUUAAAUUAAAUAACUAAUAAUAAUUAAUUAUCAUUACGAUAAAUGGUUUAACACAAAUGUAUAUUUGUUCGUCUAAUAUAUAUUAUAUAACACAUUACAUCCAUCGGUCAGGUUGUAUAAUAAAGUUAAUGAUAUAAGUAUACUUUAAUUUUACACUAUAUCAUAGUGGCAUUAGUAACAAUAAUGUUAUUGUAACAUUACGUGCAUAGGGAUUAUAAUAUAAGGAUACUAUUAUAUUGUUAGUACCUAUAUAAUAUUAAUUUGGGAUACACGAGAUCACAUAAUAUUAUUACGCGACAGAUUAUCAUUCGUAAAAUGAUGAAAAACCGUGUCCUUAACCCGUUAACGUAUGCCUCACAUUUUACAUAUAUAUUUAAUUUAUUAGGCUGAGUAUGUAAUUCAGCUGCAGAAAAUAGUUAAACAGAUCAAAAAAAGAAAUAAAUCACAUACCUAUCCAUCUACCAAGCUAUACGUGUGUACAGUGAAAGGUUUUAAAUCCGCUUUAUUUUUUUAAAACUGCCAGUGUAAAUUCAACCCUGCUGGUUUUAAGACAGGUUUUUUUUUUUUAAGCGUAUAACCUUCACGUAUUUUCUGAAUAACGUUUCAUAACACGUUACCACAUCCAAGAAAGUUAUACCGUCAAAUUUGCCAACUUUACGAAGUAAAAAAUUAGGUAUACCUAAUUCUUUUAAUCCCAUCAAAGACGGAAAAGUAAGUCACGGAAGAUUCGUAUAAUGAUAUUUAUAAAUAUAUCCAUCUAUAAUCUCUACUGUAUGUACAACACACUUUAAUAACUAUAUAGUUAUUUGUCUAUUAACUUCAAAUACGUACUACUAUAAUUAUACCUACUACUAUACUAAUACCGGGUAUAUUUACGAGGAAAAAAAUUAAGACUUACCGAAUAAAAAAAAAAAAAAAAAAUACAAAUACAAAAACAAAUAGAAAUGAAAUGACGAAACCGCACUGAAUUUAAAAAUUAAUUUUAAAUGUAUCUAUCUAGGGAUAGGUACUUACUUUACCAUGUAGGUAUGCUCGUUAACAAGGAUUUAUUUUUUAUACAAUAUAGAUAAUAUAAACUUAUAUACAGUGCGGUACCAUUAUAAAAGUUGAACGAUAGUGAAAAUAUGUUUUAAUGAUUGUAUUAUUUUAUAACCAUUAGUUAGUUCUAUGUAAUUGGACAUUUAAUAAUACCAUAUUACACCAUUAAAAUAUAAAUCCUAUUAAAUCGCGAGUAUCGUUACUAUAUAUUUCAUUUAGUGUCGUAACGACCCACCUAACUCGUGAUCGAUUAUUUGUGUAUGGCACAAUACCAACGUACAAUUGGUUAGGUCUUUCAAUUAUUUCGAAUACCUACAUUAUAAACGAGUUUCAUUACGUCAAAUUCGUUAAUCAUAUUAUUUGGUCCAUGACACACGGCGGGUUAUCGUCACUUCCGGACCACGGGUGAAGGGGCUUAGUAUAGUUGAUUAGGCCAUACGAACAAAUAAUACGAAUGUAAGAUUUGGUCAAGCGAUUACGUUUUCCCACACGUCAUCGAGGAUAAAACCUACUCUGCGUAAACGACCUCAACUUUAUUGCUGUCUGAAUACUGUGCGUAAUGUAGUCCAAGGUGUUUAAAACUGGUUUUACUUGGAUCUACUUUAUUUUCAUUAUUAUUGUUAGGUAUUUGUUAUGUAUUAAAUAAUACAUAAUAAUAUCGUGUAAGUAUAGAUAUUGUGAAUUCGCGAAUAGAAAUAAUUCCCAGUUGUAAUGGUAUGAACAAUACACGUUAUACUUGUAAAUAUUACUUACGGAAUUAUGAACUAAUUAUUAUGUACCUAUACCGAAUAAUUUUUUUAAUAUUUAUCUAUUUUGGUUUCUAGGCCUCCGUGGUUUCUAGACCAUCUUGCACUCAAUCCUUCAUUUCCUAUCCAUUGAUUUUUCUUUCCAGUUUGAACCACCGCCAAAUCCACAUAGGCACUAUUUAUUAUUACAUCUUCCCAUCUCGUGUCGGUCUUUCCUAGGUCUUCUUCCCCAUGGAUUCAGUCCUAUUAUCGAAUUUAUCAUCUAUAGCUCCUACAAACACGGCAUAUAAUUAUUAUAGAUAAUAUUUUCCGCCUUAUUACGUUAAUAAAUAUUAUAGUGUACGUAUACGUUACAGGAUUUCCAAUAGGUAUACUAGAUUCUGCGUGUGAACGCAGAAAUUAUUAAAAUUGCACAAUAAGCAUUCUUGCUAGGAAGAUCCUGAAUAUUUGAAACCAUUGAAUCAGACGAGUUUUGAGAAUAAUCGAAAGCACCUUCGCGACACUAUAUAUUUUGAUACAGUAUUCGAAUUAGGAGAACACUGGAUGAUCUAUACUUCAACUAAUUUUUCAGAAAUUUUCAUCAACUCAGGACUGGCGCAAAGUAUUUUGCCACCCUGUGCAAUUAAAAAAAAUGCCACCCCUUACAAUAAAUUGGUGUAAAUAUAAUUACUACAGUUAUUUAUACAAAAUUAACAAAACUAAUUGAAUACUGGAUUAUAUUGUUGAAGAUUAAACGGUGAAAUUUUGUCUUCCGAAAAUUUAAAAAAAUAUUUAGGGUAAUUUAAUUAAUUAUAAGUAGGUUGAAUUAAGGCACAAUACGUUUAAUCAAUAAGAAAAAUAAGAAGACGUCCUAGGAUAAUGGGGUCGGGUGUGGCCAUUGUUAUAAGUACUAUUUAAUGUACACCUGUAAACAACGAUAAACCAUUUCUAAAAAAAAAAAAAAACGAUUUUGAGCGGAAUUAAGUUGAUAUAGUGGUGUUUUGUCAACAAUAAAUAUGUCAUAUUGUGGUAAAAUUCGAAUUAUUCCAAUUCCAAAAUUGAAAUGAAUCCCGAUUUUCCCGGUUUUCCCAUGUUUUCACAUUUUCUGGGAAAACUCUUGAGAAAAUCUAAAAAUGGUUUCCCUAAAAUACCUUUCCAGUCAGAUUAAUUUUCUGAAAAAGUGCUAUCAUUGUAAAUCGGAGCAAAAUUGCUGGUAGAAAAUUUGUCCACAGAAAAAAAAACGUCUUUGUAAAACCAUAAGCUUCUUCGUACCACUCAAAAUCUAAAAUACAAAUAAUCAAUUUUUUAUUUACAUUGCUCCACUUGCUUGUUAUACUUAAACUUCAAACUAAUAGUUUUUUUUAAAUUCAAGUUUUCAUCUGGUCAAAUAAAAAUAAUAGUACCGAAAUAAUUGUUUUUUUCUUAAAAGUUUGUCGAGUUUAUUAAUUAAGAGUAAGAUUCUAUUUCCACUUCCGUUUCAAGUGCUGUUGAAUCUAUAUUAGUUUUCUCAAAAGAUUCUUCUGAUAUUGGUUCCUUUAAAUAUGUCAAUGUAAUUUCUAAAAUGGCCAAAGCUUAAAGAUAUGUCAACAUUUGAUGUUUGCGUUAAUUUACUAACAAAUUUCUGUGAUUUAGUAUGUCAUACUAAAUGACAACAGAACAAAAAUAAAUUUAGACGUUUUUAUGAAAUUCUAUAAACAUUUACCUUCAUGUUUAACCGUUUGAUUUAAACUUGUGUUUUUUGAAAAACAAUUUUAUUAAUCAUAUAAAGCCAAUUAAAAACCUACAAACCUCGAACAAUUAGAUUUUUUUACUAUUUUUACCAUAGUUAAAAAAACCAAAAAAAUUGAAAUAACAAAAUCACCUCCUUAUCGCACCAACUAGAACAGUAGUUCCUAACCGGGAGGGAGGGAUUCUCCCAGGGGAAAUUUAGAUACUGCACGGGAAGAUUAUAAUGAUGAUGUAAUAGCGAAAAUUUUGUUGUUAAAAUAAUUAUACUAUUUUACAAUCAGUAAAAUUUAAAACAAUAAUUUAAUUUUAGUUACAUUAUGUACAGUUAUUUUGUAAAAUUUAUUUGUACAGCUGACAAAGGUAAAAGUGCAGUCUAAACUGAUAGUCUAAUCUAAUUUAAGAGAGAAGGAGUGUGAAGUUUUUGAAAAUUUACAAGGAGGCGUAGAAUAAAAAAGGUUGAACUAAAGUACCUAUUUUCAACCAGAAACCAUAAUAAAAAAACACUUCAUAUUAAAUCUAUCAAUCUAAUCAGUAGAAUCUUAUAUAAAAUACUUUAAGCAAAAACUUAGCCAGCAGUGUUAUAAGUCUGCAUUGUAGGGGUUUUUCUUGUAAUUUAUUAAUCACUGAAAUAUGUUUAAAACUUGUUAUGGAGGGGGGGUUGGUAGCGAAGUUCCCCCAUGAGUUACGUUGAGUUCAAUAAUAUAGCUAAUUUUUUUUUUAAGUCUUCUUUUAUGUUUCCAAUUUAAGCGCUGAUUUUAUGAAUUAUUAAAUGUGAUUUAAUUCAUUCAAAGUGCUAUUAACUUAAAAAACGUUGAAUAAUUUUCGGACUAAAAUUAUUACAAGUCUACCUACACUUAUUGACUAAUAAGUUGCUCACAAUAUGCGUGUUAAUAAUUUGUACUCGAAUAUUUUUUUAGUGGCCGUGAUUCAUCUCCUUACUGGAUUAUUGGGUAAAACAGUACGAUUAUUAUUCGUAGUAUUUUAUGAUAAUUUAUUUUGAUUCGUCUAAACAAUAUUAACUACUAUAUUGUCAUUUAGAGUUACAUAUCCCUACUUCACCAUUACGAAAAUGACGUUACAUUAGCUUGUUUAUUCGCUUGUAUUUUUCACCAUAUAAUCCUUAAAUUAUAAAAAAUCAAAUCAAAUCAACGGCAUCCCGUUUGAAUUUAGUACAGGUACUUUUAAACAAAUUAGCGUUAAAUAAGUAUUUUUUUUAUAAGUUAUCCUUUAUUGAAGUAUAACUAAUAUACAAUAAUAUAUUAGCUUUAAUUGCAUUCACUUUCUUUAUUUUCAUCAUUAAUAUUUUGUAUAAAUAUGCACCAAUUACCAAAUAUUAUCAAAAUAUAUUAUUAUAAUAAUAUUGGAAAAGUUCAACUUAUCGCAUGUUACCUACGUAUAUUACGGCACUCAAUCAUUAAGAAGCGUGACAAGUACGAUAACAGCUUGCACUUAUUACCUAUAAUAUAAAAUGUUGGCAUGGCAUAUAUAUAAUUAAACCGAAAAAUGUAAUUAAUGUUUUCAUUAAUAUUUUUCCGUCAGUUUUAUUAUAUUAUUGUGUCUAUAUCAAAUUGAAUACCAUAAUUAUAUAAUAUUAUAUUAUAAUAAUGAUAUUAUAAUUAUAUAGGUACCAUAAUUAUUAUCAUUAUAAAAGCAAUUAGAAUACCCACUUAAAAGGAAUUCACGUUAAUAAUAUUGAAGAGAUUGCGUGUUUUAAGCAAUUUCACGAAAUUGUUGCAAGUAAUAGUAUGAAAAUUUCGCGACUCAAAAUUAUUAAAGUUCACUUUCGUAUAAAUCUAAAACCGGUCUUAAAUCCUUAUUAAAAAAACAUAAAAUAAUAAUUUCCACGUUAAACAAAAAAAAAAAAAUACGCUCAGUGUGAUUUUAAAAUUUUCACUGAAAAUGUAUUAUCCAUAACACUUUUUAGGGUAUGAGAUAUGGGUUUUCAAUUUGUUUAGACGACGGAGAUGUUCAAGAUUAAAAAGUGAAAUUUUGUUUACAUAAAAUCCGUAACUUUUAUAUAAAUAUUCAACUAAAUGGAUAUAACUAUAUUAUCGCGUCUAUACAGUUAAAGUUGUGUUUUUAAUUUAUAUAAUAUACUGCUAUUUUACAUCAAACCAUAUUCAUUUCAAGUUAAAAUAAUUUUUCUAUACGAGGUUUUUAUGUUCAAAAACACGCAUCCUAACGUUCUAUUUUGGUUUCUGAACGUAGCGAGGUUAGGUUUUACUAUGAUGUGUGCUUAUUUUUUUUUUUUUUUGUCAGACGGGAAAGCUUUCCUACCAGAAAUUUCGUUCCAAUCAAAAAAUGACAAGAGCCAUUUUUGUUGCAUUUUGAAUUUAGUGGGUACAUUGGUAUUUUUUUGAUUUUAAAGCGGUUUUCAUAAUAAUUACAAAAAACCAAAACUCUUGCAUCGUUAGCAAUAUAAAUCAUUGCCUAAUGCGUAGACAUAUAAUUUAAAUAACUUUAUGUAUACCUAUUAGCUAUUUAUUUUCUCAACAUGUUAACGUGUUUGACGACAUCAAAAUCUUUAUAAUUUUUUUAUAUAGAAAUACGGACUAGGUACAGGCAGGCUUUAAACUCAUGUAAAAUUAAACUUUAAAUUAUAUAGUAGGUUAUAAAAUAGUUUUUGCAUCAAUCAUACCUAUAUAAUUAAUGUCAUAUUACUGGGUACUAUAUAAUAUGUGUGUAUAUCAAUUUAUAAAAAAAAGGUCGGACAUAUCUCGCACGUGGGUGCAGCUACUGUUGUAGGUGGGAAGUUGGGAAUAUAGGAUACAUACGAGAAUUGAAUAUAUAUCUGUAAGCAAGGAUAAACCAUUGCUAACGAUAAAACGAUUCUGAGCGGAUUUCAGUUUAUAUUUUUGCUUUGUCCACAAUACAAUAUAUGGUAUAUAUAUUAUCAUAUUAUAGUAAAAUGUUUACAACAAUGUACGUUUUCAUGACAAUAAUGAUUGUUUAAAAAAGAUUAAAACAAUAAAAAACUUAAUAAUAACAAAAAUAAAUAAAAACGGUUGUCAUUGAAAACCUUAUUUUUAAUCUUUCAAUCUUUUUAACCAAAAGACCGAAGUUUUCCUCAUUAUCUCGAAUAUUAUUGAGAAUUUCAAAAAAAUAAGCCAUUUGAAGUAGCACCCAGAUAACAUUUCUUUUCAGAAAAAGUGUUAUACUUGAUAAUCGGAGUAUGCUUUCUGGUAGAAAAAGUUUUCACAUAAAAAAAAAUAAACAUCAUAAUAAAACCAAUACAUUCCUCGCUCAGCUCAGAAUCUAAAAAUCAUAAUAAAAUAGCCAAAUUUUUAAUAUAAAAAUAUCGCGUACCUUUUUGAAACUUUUUAAUAGUUUAAAUAAGCAGUGUUGAAUCCAGGUGUAUGUCAGGGGGUCGAUAGCCCCCCCUGGAAUUUUUUUUGACUUCCAUGUUAAAUAUAGGUAAAUUAAUAAUUAAUUAAAUAAUUAAACAAAUUUGACUGGUCUGAGUAAGAGGAUAGAUAUGCAAAAAAAAGAAGUUCAUAACUAUAAUUUUAAUAAUGUCCCCCCUCUAAAAAUAUUGUCUGAAUUCAAUACUAUAAGUAAGUAUAGGUACCUACAUGUUCUAAAAGUUUCAUUCUAACCUAACCAAUAUAUUCUGAUAAAAUAAUUAUCCUAACAAUAAUUAAUGCCUACAUGAUGGUAAAAAUAAAUUUUUUCAGUUAACUGACUUUAUAUACAUGAUUAUUGUUUAAGUUUUAUUUUUUGUAUUCGCAGUUUUUAUUAGUUCGAAUUGAUACAAUAAUAAUAAUUUAUGGUUUAAAAAUUAUAUGUAUUCUAUACAGCAGUAAAGUUCAAAGUUCAGAAAGGUAUACCUAUUUCAAACGCAGCAAUAAUCGCGAAUUCACUUUCGAAUUUCUGAUAACACAAACAUCCCAAUUUUCACCAAACAAUACUCUUAUCACAUUCACGUUCAAAUUCGGAAUGGAUCGAAGGAUCUAUUGGUUUUACUUAAAUGUAUUUAUGUUCUGCCUGUAAACAACUUUUCAAAAGAAAAACUUGCUCCGAUGUAUCAAGCACCUUUUCUGAAAAAAAAUUUCAUCUAGCUGAUGCAUUAAAGGCAUCAUUUUUUUGAUUUUCCAUUAGGUUUUUUAAAAUAAUUGGGAAAAAUUGGAAACAAAAUUAUAGGUAAAACGGCAAAUAUUUACGGCGUGCCGCAAUGUUACCGAUUUCAUUGGUUUUAACUUUGAAAACUAUGUUUUUUACUAGAAAUAUUACUUUAAUCAAACAAUGUCUAAGAUCUCUUUUGUUUCAUUUUAGAUCUAAUUACUUAUGAAGUUAGUCAUUUUUUGAUUUUCUAAGUAGUUUUCAUAAUAAUUAAGAAAAAGGAUAAUUAUUUUAAUUGUUUGGUAGGUAAAUACUCCGUGAAUAAAAUUAUUAAACUAAACAGAAAUAUUUUAAAAUUUGAGAGGUAAAAAAAAAUUGGAGUGUAAUGUAAUUUUUUUUUUUUUAUUAUCAUUUUAUUAUUAAAUUUUGAAGAAAAUCGUAAAUAUUGUAGAUACAGCCAUACAAAUCAUGUAUAAAUGAACUUCAUUAAGAAUCGUUUUUCAUUAACAAUGGUUUAUCGUUGCUUACAAAUAUAAAUUAAAUAACUUUAUGUAUCCUACUUUCUUAACUUCCCAUCUAUAAUAGAGACUCAUCCAUCAGCAGUAUCAGAUUUUUUUUAUAAUUGCAUGAACCAUUGUGUACCGUGAUAAUAAAUUAUAGACAUUUUGGCUGUGGCAGCUCAUUAAUAAAUAUAUGUAUGUGUAUGUUUGUAGGAUAACGUUAUGGAUUUCAAAGAGUUUAAAGAGUUUUCUGCAGACAUGAUCAAUUAUGUUGGAAAUUAUUUGGAAAAUAUUCGGGAUAGGUAAGUAAUAUUUUUAUCAAAUAUUGAUUAAUUUGUGGCCGUAGUUAUUUUCCUCUAAAAAUGGUAAACUAUUUUUCUCCACUGACCAUUUUUCUCCAAAAAUAAAAAACAUAAAUCUAGACCAUUUUUCCCCAACAUCAAAACAAAAUAUUUUCACCCUUAAAAUAAUACUUUGUAAUUUUUCUACAUAAAUAUCAUAUACUUGCAAAGAAUAUUCUUCUAAACAUUUUUAUACGCAAAUCAAGACUGGAUAUAAAUUAAUUGAAAAAUUGAAAAAUUUAGUUGAUUUUAAUUAAACUAAGUGAAAUGUAUUAUGUUUCGCAACUUAAUUAUGUCCAACAGAAUUUUAUCCGUGAUGAUGUGAUAUCUGCAUAUGUUUCCACCUUACAAAUAUUCGGCAUAGCAAAUUUGCGUUCAGCAAGGACAACUUUGUGUUAUAAUAUUAAAGUUAAUUAGCCUAUUAUCAAACUUAAUGAUAAGAACAUUAUUCAUUCAUACAUUUAAGUUUUCCCGAUAUUUUAAUUUAAAGCAAGAUUAUAUGAAUAGGUAUCUAAAAUAUAACAAUUUAAAAAUACUUAUAACUCGAAUUAAAAAUUGAAAUAUCCAAAAAAACUAACAAGGUUGCGCAGAUUAUAUUCUUUCCUUUAAGUUUUAUUUUUUUAAAAUAAGUUAAUUAAUCCUAAUAUUAAAGUUAACAGUGCAAAUUCGUCCCUGUUCAACUCAAAUUUACUACUUGGUGUAUCUGUAAGACGGAGACAGCACACAUAAUGCAGAAGUCACGUCUGACAUCAUCUUAAGGUUAAUUUUUCAUUAAUACACAAUAGUUAAAGCAGUCAGUGCUAGCUGAAAAUUAAGACUUUUUAUAUAGUAUUUGGUUUUAUUAAUUCGAUAUAAUAUUUGGAAGCAAAUAGGCAUGAUAUUGGCACAAUGAAAUGUUUUGAGAAAAAUGUCCUGCCCUAAUUUGUCAGUAAUAGCUAUAAAAUAUAAUUUAAAUGUUUAAAAUAACAUAAAGUAGAAUUCCACAUUCAGUCGUAUUUUAUAAUGUAUAAUUAGCUGGUAUACAUAAUAUUAUAUCAAUAUAUUACAUUACAUUUGUUUAACUUUUCAAUAAAAGAAAUAAUCGAACACCCUCCCCCUUCCCCUGUGUCCACCACUAUAUUGAUUAUAAUUUAAAAGAUAUUUAGAGUAUAACAUUUUUUGUGUUUUAACCGACGGCCGCUAUAGGUGAAUAAUAUUAUAUGGUUAAUUAUUGAUAUACAUAAUAGUUUAUAUCCGUUUCGUUUGUUAUACAGGAAAGUGUUAUCGUCCGUGAAACCGGGUUACUUGAGACCGCUUUUACCCGCGGAGGCACCCAACGACCCGGAAAACUGGAAAGACGUCAUGAAUGACGUCGAAAAGCUGAUUAUGCCCGGGGUAAAACCGUAGAGCCGUGCGCGUUUUGAUACAUAUGAUACGCAUAUUCUAUAACAAUAAAAAAUUAAAAAAUACUAAUCAUGACGAUAUAAAAUAUCAGCGACGCGAUGUUUAUGAAUAAUCGUGUUAUUAAAUGUGUUUGUAGGUGACACAUUGGCAUUCUCCGAGAUUCCAUGCUUAUUUUCCUACGGCAAACAGCUAUCCGGCUAUUGUCGCCGACAUACUGAGCGAUUCAAUCGCUUGCAUCGGAUUUUCGUGGGUAAUUGAAUUUUUUUUUUUUAUCCUGCAGUGUGACGAAACGAAUAAUACUUUGUGUUCUAUUUUGAACAUUCAAAUAUACUAUGAACAUAAAUCAAUAUCGUUAAUAUUGUACAUUUUAUCUCGAAAUCAAUUAUGAAUGGCCAUAAUACUACUUGACAAUUUUUUUGUUUUCAUAAAGUUCGCUUAUAAAAUUCUCGAUUUUAUAUGUUUCGCCUAUAUAAUAUUUUAAACUAUUAUAACCACUCAUAUUGGCAAUUGUAGAAACGAUCUGUAAUUUGUAUAGUGUAUAAACCUGUAUAGGUAUACAAAUGUCUUGUAUACAGGACAAUAAUUAAUUAUAUUAUGAACCAGCGAUAUUCUUAGAAGAUUAUAAGUCACAUUGUUACAGUUUGAUAAUUGAUAUCUGUAUUUUUCAAUCGUUAUGGAGUUAUUUAAGCAUUAUUUUAAUACUAUUUUAAAUUGUUCACCCUUACUCCGUAUAUCCUUAAAUGAUUAUACGCUUGUAGUUUUUUAAAUAGGUACUUUCCUCCUAUAAUCACAGAUUCUAAUAGAAUUUAUUUUUCUAUACAUUUUUAAACUGUUAUAACAGUUAAGCGGUAUAUCCGAUACCAUAGCGUUAUAUGCGUAUCAAUAUCUGUAGAAAAAUAUUGAAUAUACUAGUUUUAAUUUAAAUAAGGGGACAGUGGCGAAACGAAUUCGAUCUUUGAGAAACGAAGAAGGUGGAUGCUCAAUACGAAAACAAUUAAAUAUUAGUACUCAUUUACUAAUUUAGUAAAAAUAGGUGAACAUUGGAAAAUAUUGGUGGGUGGGUACCGAGUGAAUUACAGGUUUCUUCUGGAAUAUUACAGAUUCACUUUGCCACCGAAAAGGAGGAGUUCUUAUUUGAAAUCGAAAUUGUAAAUUGGGUAUAAAGAGUAGUGGUAUAAAUUAAAAAUGUUAUAUUAAAACUUAAAUGACUUCAUAAUGAUUGAAAAAAAUAGAAAUUAAAUUAAUUUUAAAUCAUUCGACAACAUCACUUGUUUAUUAUAGUAAAUUAUUCUAACCUUAAAUCCUUAAAACCUUAUAAAUAAAAUGUACAAUAUAUCAAUUCAUUAUUAUCAUUAGAAAACUGUAUAGAUAAAUUGAUAUCUAUGGUAUCGGAUUUUAUAGACUUUAGAGACAGAGACAUAUUCGGGGUUUUGCCUACCCUUUCCCCUCCAUUAAAUAUAAAUGUUUGAAAAUGAAAUUAGUUGUAAUUUAUUGAAUUGUAAUAAUUUAUAAUAUAUAUGGCAAUUACUUUAAUUACUUACACAAUUACUACAAAAAUAAAUUGUAUUUUUUUGCAUGUUUUUGAUUAACUAAACUCAUUUAUAACAUUGCCAUACUUCACAGAUUUGUACGAAAUAACAAAAAAUUAAAAUAAUGAUAAUAUUAUCAAACGAGUGUUGAGAGCGUUGAGCACUUGUUAUAUUGUAUGCAAUGUUUCCUCCCUUAUCUCCUAAAUAGGUCUCUGUUAAUAGGUCAAUAUAUUAAAAUAAUAUUAUGUUAUUAAUUGCUAUAUUAUACCUACUUAGAUAUCGAGUCCCGCAUGUACUGAACUCGAAGUGGUCAUGAUGGAUUGGUUAGCUAAAAUGAUCGGCUUACCGGAAAUGUUUUUAGCUUCUGCCGGUCAAGGCGGAGGUGGUGUCAUACAGGUAUGUCAUAUUUAUACAGCCGAUAAUUUAUAUAAUAUGCGCAUUGAUUAUUAAAAGUAUAUUUUAUGUAAAAUCAAAUCUUUGAUAUUGGUACAGUGGACAAUAGCACAAAAAGAACGGUAUCAAUAUAAAUAACGAAAAUGUCCGUGAUGCAAAUUAUUGUGUAUUUUUCAGCAUUGUAUAUUAUAAUAUUAUGUGCUCUAACAUAAAACUAAUUAUAUUUCUCUCCGAUUUUAAACACAAAAUAUGUAUUUCUUAAGAUAUGUACCCAUAAUAAAUGAAAACAAAAAUUAAGUGCAUUUUGCUCACACAUGCGUAAGUACCUAUAUGUAUUAUUAUAGUUCUUUUUUUUUUCUUUCACGCAUUAUGAUUUUAUAUUUAAAAUUAGGACGCGUAUUUCGAAAUAUUUUUUUAUUUUCGUUAUUUAUUUCCCAAACAAAACUGCCGAGACGACAUUUUUUUUUUUUGUUCAAUAAUAAAAUUAAUCUUUUGUUUUUAAGGUUUCAACCGCUAUUAUAAAUGUGUUUAAUUUUCUUUUUAAUUAAAAAGACGGAAGGAUAAAAAUUAAUUAUUCGUAUAAAAAUUAAAUGUAUAAAUCCGUCUUUCAAUAUAGAUAUCAGUAUAUUGAUUAUACAAUAUAUAAUAUACGUUAUACAUAUUAAAUGUCACGGUUGAUAUUGAAAAUUAGACAAUAUCUAAUUUUCGUACAGUAGUGGUUUCGAACCAAUUUUGUGCUGUUAGUUAUAAUAUUACAAUGAAUUGGCCUAUUAUCAUACAUAUAAUUAUAAAGAGAAGAAUAAGAACACUGUCUGUAUUUGUAUGUUGUUUUUUUUUUUUUUUGUUAUUUAAUUUUCAAUUGUAAUAAUUCACAUACUCGUAUCUCACUUGAAAAUUAAAAUAUCGAAUAAAUAUAACCAGCAUACAAACACAGUUGACAAUGUUUUUACCUGAAAGUUUGGUAAUAAUUCAAUUCGCUCUAAUAUUAAAACUAAAAACACAAGAUUGGUUGUAUUAAACAAAAAUUUGAAAUUAUCUAAUUUUCAAUAUUAGCCGUGUCAUAUAUAACGAUAAAUUUUUGAUCAUUUACUUAUUAAUUCAGAUUUCGAUAAAUAAGGAUUUUUCCUUCCAUAUCAAUGAGGACGUCAACUGCUCUCCAUUAUUUAAGGGGUUUUGUGUUAUUGUAAUAAUAUUAAUAAACUAGGUAUAUUUUCGCUACAAAAACAAGAAAACUUGUAUCUACUAUGAGCAUCCGCAGACCUUUUUUCAGGGAAAGGUAAACAGAAAAUUCCAAAAAUAAAUGGCGAUUUAUAAUAGUUGCUCACGUGUCUUCAUAAGUUUCAGAUGAAAUUUAAAAUCUACUUGCAUUGUGUAAUAUUAUUUUUACUUUUUUCGAUACCACAAUAACUACAAAAAUGGUUAUUCCAGUUUGAAAACCUUUAAAUUAUUAGAUAUUAAAAUAAUCAUGAUAAAUUAUUUGGUGGUUCAAGUUCGUUCUUUCUCCUUUUUUAUUUUGGUUGAAAUUUGGUUUUACAAAAAAUGUUAUGAUUAAGAUUUUAUAUCGUAGGGAACGGCCAGCGAAGCAACCCUGGUGGCGUUGCUGGGUGCCAAGGCGCGGAUGCUGCAAAAGAUAAAAGCGACCGACCCGGCCAUAGUGGACUCGGAUGUCGUUCCCAAACUGGUGGCGUACUCGUCCGAACUGUCCCAUUCGUCCGUGGAGCGCGCCGGCCUAUUGGGAGGCGUGCUUCUCCGAGCUGUGGCAACUGACGGCGAACACAAGCUUCGGGGCGACACUCUCCGGGAUAUUAUCCGAAAGGACCGUGCUGAUGGGCUGAUUCCGUUUUUUGUGGUGGCCACGCUAGGAACAACUAGCUGUUGUUCGUUCGACCGUCUGGAUGAGAUUGCUGAAGUUGGAAAAGAGGAAGACAUCUGGGUGCAUGUGGACGCCGCUUACGCCGGUGAGCGAUAAUAUUUUAUUAAGCUACUAUUCGUAGUUUUGUUUUUAGGAAAACCUAUUUCAAUUUGUUGAAACGCUUCGAUUUUGUCAUACCAUUAUAUUCCUCAAAAGAUGCAACAUUUCCGGCCGGUAGUACUUUAUUUGAAACAUUUAUUGACAUUUUUAACAAUUUGCCCCCUGGGUUCUUUUUUUAUUUCUUAUAUUUUUAAAUUUAAAGCGAAGUGAAGGGUCUAUUAGUUUCACUAUAUGAUGUGUGUUUUUUUCUGUCUGUAAACAAAAGAAAAUUUGCUCUGAUGUCUAAUCAACAAGUGUAGCGAACUAUGUUUCCUACUAGAAAUAUUGUUUAAACCAAAAAAUGCUUAAAGACUUUUCUUGUUGAAUUUUGAACCUAAUUGCUUACGAAAUUUAGUUUUCAGUAAUAGAAAGUAGUUUUCAUAAUAAUUUAGAAAAACCUGAAAAAGACAUAAAAUUAAAACUAACAAAUUUACGACGUUAUAAAGCAUUUUAAUUUUGCUAGUUUUUUACGUAAUCUAUAUUCAAUAGGUACUCCAUAGAUAAAAUUGUUUGACCAAACAGAAAUACUUGACAACUUAACAGGAGGUUUAUUAUAAGCCGUUCUUAGUGGUAAAAAAAACAAAUUGACUGUAAUGUAAUAAUUUUUUUUUUUUAUAAAAGUUUUAAUAUCAAAUUUUUACGAAAUUCGUAAAUAUUACUUCGCUCCAAAUCUUUUUUCGUUAGAAAUACCUAGUUUAUCGCUUUAUAAACGAAUAAACAGGACUAAUACUACAUAGCUACGAUUAAUUUUUCGUUUGCAAUGGUUUUUUUGUUGCUUAUAGUUAUAUAAUUUAAAUUACUCUAUAGGGUGUAUAAUAUAUUAGAAUACAUUAUAUCCUAUUAUUCUAUAUAUUAUAGUAUGUAAUGUAUAUUCUACAUUCCUAAACUAUCGUUAAAACAAUGGUCUACCCUGCUACCCAUGAUAUGAAAUAUAUAUUGGUUUUAUUAUAUUUUAUAAUUGACAAUUUUUUUGUAUUUUUUGCCUUAAAAUUAUACUUAGUGAAUUAAUAAUAAUUCCUAGAGAAAGAUUAUUAAAACCCGUUUUUCGAAUGUCGCGAUAAUAAUACCUUAUUAUUAUUAGGUGGGUAUUUUUAACUAACUUUUACGUUUUUACGUUUUAUUAUUAUAAAUAUUUUUCAGGAUCGUCAUUUGUUUGUCCGGAAUAUCGACAUUACAUGAAAGGUGUUGAAUUAGUCCAUUCAUUUAAUUUUAACCCGCAUAAAUGGCUUCAGGUUACGUUCGAUUGUUCGGCAAUGGUAAUUAUAAUAUUUAUAUUAUAAUAUUUUGUUUCAAAUUACCUAUUUUAUAAUAUAAAAUUAUUAUUUUCACCUAUAAUGAUAAUGCAUCGAUAAAAAAAAACUUAUACAAUUUCAGAGUACUCAAUAGUUCUUGUGAUUUAAAGGAUUUAUUAAGGGAAUGAACAAAUUUGAGUUUAUUGCAAUUUAUCGGUAUAGAUAUUUUAUUAAAAUUAUCAAUAUGUAAUUUUUAAAUUUCUUUCGAUGCGAGCACCAUAAUUAGCUGGACCAUCAAUUACAUCUGUUUACGGUUUACGGUUAUUUUAGGAGUGGGAAAACGCACACAUCAACACACGAGAAUACGGAGGGCUACAAAAAAUUAAAACACAAAUAAAACACAUGAAUAUAUUUUUAAGAUAAUUAACUGGAAAUAUUUACUGUACAGAAAACGUACUAUACAGGGAAAUUAAAUUAAGGAAACUAGUAUGGGUAAAUUCAGAGCAAAACACAAGAAAGUGUACUCGGGAAAUAUAUUACACAGAAAAUUGAAAUUGGGAAAAGUUUCGGUUAAGUCCGAAUAUUUAUAUAGUGCUAUUGAUUUUAUAGUGUACUAUUUAUUAUAAAAUCAAAGCUACGAUAAUAAUCAGCACCGACCGCACUGAUAGUAGACAAGCACGGAGGUGCUUGGAUAACUCUGCGUAAUAAUUUUCCCCGAUUUCAGUUUUCUGUAUAACACACGUCUUUUCCUGCAAUACGGUUCCGAAAUUUCCGUUUCCUGUUUAAUAUUUGUCUGUGCAAUUAUUUUGUAUAUUAUAUUUUCCUUUGAAUACCUUUAUAAUUUAUUUACGUUCUUGCGUGCUUGUAUGUUAAUAGUUAAUUCGCACGAAAUAAUUGUUCGUAAACAAUUUAGUUUUAAACAAAAUUUCAGAAAAAUUACUUGUGGUAAUAACACGGGAAUAUUCUUUGCAUGUAAAUUUAUUUACGUUUAUACAUUUUGGAUGGUAUCAUUCUUCUUCUUAUACCCACUUGUACAAUUAAAUACAAUUUUUUUUAAAAAUAGAAAUAUAAUUUUGAUUUUGAUCGUGUAAAAUUUAAAUGUACUUGUAUGUUAAUCACAUUAAUUUGAAAUUGUAGUGGUUAAAAAAUCCUAACUACGUGAUAAAUGCAUUUAAUGUGGAUCCGCUCUAUUUGAAACACGAACUCGAGGGACAAAUGCCGGAUUACAGAGUAAGUACUUUCUAUCUUUACCCUUAUAGCCUUAUUUACAGUAUGUAAACGUUAAUUGGAAAUGCUUUAUAACUCUGCUCAUAAUUUAUAUAUUUGAAUUUCGUUUUUUUUUUAUGCCUAACAAACAUUGCUAUGUUAAACUAUUUUGUAACAUUUAAUUCGUGUAUGCGCAUAAUAACUAUUUUUUUUUUUAAAUGGAAAUCCCUUUUUUUUGGGUAAUUAUUUUUUACUCAUGUUUUUUUAUUAUGAAUUUGAAUGGUCAAACCAACUUCCUGAGUUUUUUUUAAAUUGGCGUUUAUUUAUAAUUUACAAUCUAUAUAAUACAUAUAAUAAGUAAAUUUGAUAAAUAUAAAAUAAAAUAGGCAGUGAAUGGCUUGAAGGAAGACUUGCAGUCGAGUCACAUUUUACAAUGAAUAGGAUGCAUUAGCUGUAUGAUUAUACCUUAUAGGUUAUAAGCUAAGAUCUCUGCACCAAUUUUGUUUGAGACGUCUUAUGAGGUCGUUAGGAAGUGUGUUUGAUGCAAAUUAUGAAAUAAGGUGGUUAGUGUUCGUGAUGAAUUUCUCGUAAAACUUUUUGUAGAAGAUGAUAGCUGUAUCGUAGAUGGUUUUAAUUGCGAGGUCGUCGUGGAGUAAUUUGUUUGUUACGUACCCUGCUUUUGUGAUAAUACGCAGACAAAUAGAUUGGAAGGCUUGAAUUGUUUGGCAAUUUGAUUUUCUAGCUGGGCCCUAGAGUAUGAUGCCAUAAUUCAAUAUGAGACGGAGGAGACUUUUAUUGAUGAGAAGUUUAUUUUAAAUAUUAAUGGUAGACCUGAAUAAGGGUCUUAGUAAGUAAAGUUUGCUGUUUAGCUUCUUUUGUGUGACCUUAAAGUGGGGACCCCGAGUAAGUUUACUAUCUAGUGUGAGCCCGAGAUAUUUGACUUGCGAGUAGUGAGGUAUGAUGGAAUUAUUCGAGGUGAUCGGUGGGCAGUCUUGAAGUCGUAGUGAGAAGGUUAUGUGAGAUGAUUUGGUUUCAUUGAUUUUAAUUCCCCAUUUAUUGAAUCAAGACAUAUAGAUGUUGAGAUAGGUUUAGAUUGUUUGGCUGGCAACGGCAGGGUAAGAAUUUGAGGCAAGUAUGGUUGUGUCAUCGGCAUAUGUUCCGAUGAAGGUUGAUUGGUUGAUUGGUAUAUCUGCGGUGUAGAAAAUGUAAAGGAAGGGGGCGAUGCCACUACCUUGAGGAACGCCAGCUAAUUUUUCAACUUCCUAAGUUAAAAAAAAAGCCGAUUUAUGGAUAUUUAAAUGUUUAAUGUUAUUUUUUAAUAUUCUUGAAUUAUUCAACAAUUUGUAGAUUUAAAUUAUUCCUUUUUACACAUAUGAUAUCAUCUAGUGAUAUUUUUAGUACAAUGGAGGAAGGAUUAUCCUCUCUUUAUUUUCUUAUACUUUUUUCUUUAGGUGACUAAAUAAAAAAAUACAAUUAAUUUUUUUGAUUUUAAAUUUUAUAGUUAGUACAUUCAUUCAUCUGAUAAAUUGUUCAAAUUACUGUUCAUUAUGAUUUAAGUAAUUUCUACUCUCCGUAGAAGUUCCCUAUUUAUUGCAGUUAAAAUUUUCCUUUCAGUAAAUUGAAUACAUGCCGCAUUUAUUUUCUCUUUCAAAUGCAUAUAUAUAGACAGUAUAUUUGACUGUAUAUAUAUAUAGGGUGUCCCACAAAUAUAAAGGUAACCAUUGCAUAUGUCUUAAGAUAAUAAAAAUAAUCAAAUUCUGUUGUUUUUUUUAUAUUACUCGCAAGGUUAAGGUCUAUAAAUAUUUAUAUUUGAAUUAAAUUUCUAUGUUUCGGUAAAAAAACUAAAAAAUAACUUUUAAUAUUACUAUUAUUGAAAAAUUUAAAGAUAGUAAUUUUAUAGAGUUUAUUCUUUUGAUAAUGUUGACGUAUCAAUAUUUUAUUUUCAUUUAAUUCGUGAUUUUUAAAGUUCACAGAAAAGUAUCUAUUAAUUAGACAGCAGACUGUAAACGAAUUUCCUAAUUCGUUAUUAUUUUUAUGGUUAACUUAAUGUACACUUUUUCGUGUACAUUUUCGGAACUUUUUCGGAUCUUCAAAUUUUUCAAAAAUAAUAACAUACAAAUAUUUUUUUAGUUUUUUUUACCGAAACAUAAAAAUGUAAUUCAAAAAUAAGUACUUAUAGUCCUUGUUCCUGCGAGUAAUAUAAAAAAACAAAACUAAAUGUGAUUAUUUUUAUUAUCUCCGGAAAUAUUACAAUGGGUAUAUAAUACCUUCGUGGGACAUAAAACUAUAAAAACGUAUCAUAUGAUAAAAUAUAAGAUAGAGAUAUUAAUUGUAUAAUAUUUACCAUAAUACGAUAACAUUGUAUAGCAUUGGCAAAUACCGUUGGGCAGACGAUUCCGUUCGUUGAAAAUGUGGUUCGUGUUCCGUUUGAUCGGCGUGGCGAAUUUACAAAAGUCCAUCAGGAAAGAUAUAAAUCUGGCUCACGAAUUCGCCUCACGAUUGGAAAACAAUCCAAACUUCGAGUUGUUUAACGAAGUUACUAUGGGAUUGGUGUGCUUCAGAAUUAAGGUAAUAUUACGGUAUAUACAAAUGUAUUAUACUAGUUUAAUUCUUAGCUACGUAAUAUAAAAUAAUGUAAACAUGAAUAUGUAGGUACCUAUUUCUAAGGACCCGGAGUGACGUAAUUAUUGUGGUUUAAUAAUAACCAAAAACGUGUAAAUUAAGAUUAGGUCGAAUUGCACGAUUCGGGUUUAAAAAAAAAAAGAAGGUAAUAGUCGAAUUGCACUGGGGUCAAGAAACGAGUUUCAACAGAAAUUGUCGAAAAAAUAAAUUCGAUUUAAAAGUUUUGAAAGCACAUUGAUUCCUUUGAUUUUUCCGACAUGGACAGUUACAAACAUAUACCUACAUUUUAAUGCACAAUAUAGAUACAAGACUAGGGGCUAGUACAUUCCAACAAAAAAUAGGUAAUAUUUACAUAUAGCGAGUAUAAACUUCUACUAAAGAUACAGUGUUAACUUCUAGUAUUAACUCCUAUACACUAUAGACGGUCAUAGUUGUAAAAAAUCAUAAAUUACAAAAUAUUUUAAUAUAUUUUUUUUUAUAAACUACUAAAAUUAGUAAUAAUUACUGAUUUAUUUACGCCUAUUUCUACAACACACCAUAAUAAUUAAUUCAUUUAGUGAAAUUUCUCUCUAUUCGUAUUUCAUAUAUUGAUAAAUUAUUUUCUCAUAUUUUGAAAUUAUUUUUGUUCACCUAAGCCGUAGUACAUCACUGCUUCUAGUUUUUACGUACAUUUCUAUUUAGGAAAACGUUUACAAAUAAAUGUAAAUUCGUAUAGUCAUAAUAAAAAUUACUACGAGUAUUAAAUUUGCAAUGAAACAAUUCACAUGCAUUUGUUGUUCAAUUAUUAGACCAUCAUUUUGAGGAAAAACUGAAUACUAAAACAUUAAUUAAAACCCACAUUUUUAGUUAAAUAGUUGCACUAUUAUUCAAUGUUAUCGUCAUAUAUUUUACUUUUUAAUAGAUCAAAUCCAAAAGAAUUUUUAAUAUUGUUGGUUUCCAAAAAUGGUAAACCAAAGGUAUCCAUUAAAAAUUUACCAAUUUCAGAUUCAUUAUUGUUGUAGUGAUUUGUAAGGCCUAAUUGUUGAUAUUUUCUGAAUCAAUUUUGACACAAAUGAAAAUUGCAACCACUUAUUUCCGCUGUUGGACACAUUUACGGCAAAUAAAAAACAAAUUCCUUAACCGGAAAUAACGUAUCCAUACGUUAUCGAAAUAUGUUUACUAAAUUUUAUUUUUGUUAUUAUUUUAAAAAUAUGGUUUUAAAAUAUUAUCUCCAAAAGAAUGGAAACAUACUUACAAUAUAUACUAAAAGUACCUACAAGCAAUAUGCAAGAAGCAUUGUAAUAUAUGAAAUAAACAUUACAUAUCCCAAACUUAAAAAUAUAAAAAGGUAUGUGUAAAAGAUUACAGUAUCUAUUUUCGGCAAAUAAAAAGGGAUUCUAUAGGAGUGUACACUAUGUUUUAAGUUCAGAUAAAAAGAUUAUUUUUGUAGUUGUUUACUUGUAGCCACAAAACCUGCAAUUAAACGAUACCAGAAAAAGAAAUUGAAUUUAAAAAUAUAAUAUUUCACCUUCGAUCCUAAUCUAAUCUAACCUAACCUCCUCCUCCCUACUAAUAAUACACAAAUAUUAUUUUAUUUUUCUUAUAAUUAUUAUUAUUAGUCAUGACAUAUAUCUUAAAAUAUAUUAAUUAUAAUAUUAUAAUAUGUGUGUAUUUAUUAUUACUUGUUAAUAUAGGGAUCCAAUGAAAUCAACGAAGCACUGUUGAAAAAGAUAAACGAUCGUGGCAAAAUUUAUAUGGUUCCGUCAAAAGUCAAAGGAUCGUUUUUCUUACGUAUGGCUAUUUGUUCCAAGUACACACAGAUGGAAGAUAUUAACGUGACAUGGAACGAAGUCAAAGAAGCUGGUGAAAUCAUAAUGAGUAAUGAAAAAUAAUGUUGAUUUGGAACAUGCAUACAUAAUGUUAUACUGUAGUAUUUGCCGAAAUAAUAGUAUUAUAGUUUUAUUUGACUAUUACUAUAUAUAUAUAUACCUAUCUAUGUAUCAUUUGAAAAUCAAUCCUCAUUGUCAUUGAUGUUUUUUGUAAUAUUUAUAACACAUAUUUUAAUACAUUAUAUUAUACUAUGAUAUAAAUAGGCAAAGUAUGUAGUUUUAGUCAUAUCAUAAAACGAUAUCGUUUAAACGGUCUAAGUCAAGAACAUUUGUUCAAUAGAUAAUAAUUAUGUAAAUUGAGUUCAAAGCAAACUACUUAAUAGUUAUAUUAUAUACCUACCUACCACCCCUGAUCUGCAGUAAUCAAAGUAAUUCGAAUAGAAGAAGAUCUAAUUAUACAUAAAUACCUACCGAACGUAAUACAAUAAUUUACAAUACAUUUAAUAUUAAAAAUGAUUGAAACGAAAAGAAAAAUUAAAAAUUUACCGUAAAAUUAUUGAAAUAUUUAUUUAAUUUAAAUUCAUGCAUGGAUUUUGAAUGUAUUAUUUAUAUUAUUCUUAUUUAAAAUCGUGAAACUGUUAUAAUAGAUAAAACUUUUUAGGUUACCUACUUUUUUUUAAAUCAUAGAUAACAGCAAUAUUAAUAUGUAGAUAUAAUAAUUUAAGUGAUACAAUAUAAUAAUAUUAAUUCAUAUAAUUAUAUUAAUAAUUACCCAAGGAUAAAUUUAGAGGAUUUAGAUUUAGAAGGUUUCUAGGAAAAUAAGUUAACGAUUGAGACUUAAUCUCGUAUACGUUGACAUAUUUUGAAACAAAAAUAUAAAUAUUUAUUAUAAUAAAAAAAAAAAUACAACACCUUUAGAUACAAUAAUUUAAUAUAUUUAAUUAUUUAGAUAGAAAAAAUGAAAUUAUACUAUAGAUAUAGAAAUAUGCAAAUAUAUCUAUAUACAUUUUAAUAAUAAUAUUAUAACGUUUUACCAAACUACAAAAAAUGUAUAUUGCUUUUAUCAUAUAUUAAACACAUAAUAUGUAUUGUAUUUAUAAGUAUAUAAGAACCAUUAGAAGUAAAUAGCUAGGUCAGAUUAGACAACUGAGAUAUGUCUAUGCGAUUAUAAUCAAAAUGUGUCAACAAUGGCUCUAUACUUUAUAAUGUUAAACCACAGAACAGAUAUAUUAUUCAUUCUAUGCAGAUAAUUAAAUGUUAAUAAUUUGCUUACACCAUAUUUAUUUACUGUUAAAUCAAAAACUAAAUAAUCAACAAUACUUAAAUAUAUAAUAUAUAAUUAAUAUCAUUACGAAUUGUUUUAUUAUUUUCCGAAAUAUUUUGUCCUUAAAUCCAAGAUAUAGGUAUAUAGCUGGUACACGUCUAUAACCACCAGUGACGAUCAAAUGAUUUUUUCAUGAUGGGACUAUGAGAUAUGGUUGACUUUUGAAUAUUUUUUAACGAUUUGUAUUAAUUACAAGUUUCUCUCUCUCUGUAUAUAUAUACAUAUAAGCAGGGGCGGCUUCAGUGAACUGCCAAACUAUAUUCAAGAUUGAAUUACAUUUUAUAGAUAUGACUUUAUCCUAUUAUUUUGGGAAACAAAAAAACAAUAUUAUAAUCAAUAAAAUAUAGUUGUUUUAAAUCUUAGAUUUAUAUUUUUAUUUUUGAGAAUGUAUUAUUCUAGAACAAGGAAUAAUGUAUAGGUAGGUACCUAUUAAUUUUAUUGUGCAAUUUAUUUUCUACCAAAAAUGUUGCUCCGUUCAAAACACAAGAGGUCUUUUAAAUUUUCCAAAUAGUUUUCUCAAUAAUAAUUGGGAUAAAAUAAAUAAUGCAUAUUUACAAUUACUGAUUUAUUAUUUAAAAAAAUAAAUGCAAAUUAUUAUUAUUAUUAAAAUUGUAUAGUUUAGUAAUGAAAAAAAGUACUGGCGAUGUUCAUAGAGAAUAACUGUAUUUAGUCAUUUAUUUUUUUUUUUUUUUAUUAUACAAUUGUAUUUAAAAUCUUAAAUAAAAAAACCAAUAUUACUAUUUAUCAUUCCCACACUGUAGCAACUCAUAUACACUGAUUAAAAUAAUUUUGUCCACAUAUCUAAGUAAAGAUUUUCUAGUUCAUUACAAUAGGAUUUACAGUCAAACAGUACACUUGUUGUUUUCAAUUGCCAUAUUUGUUGUUUUAUUUGGUCCAAUAGAUAGGUGUGCUUCUCUAGUUGUAUUGCUAUUUUGGUGUAGUCAACUUCAGUCAAAGCAAUUAAUUCUGUACAGUUUAUCACAGUUAAUUGUGAAGUAGUCAUGCGGGCCACAAAUGUAUCUCCAGAUAAUGUUACUAUUGGCGUUCCUGCCCAUAAUGCAUCUAAGCAACUGUUAUAACCAUUGUAAAAUGGUGUAUCUAAAUAUACAUAAGCCAGCUGAAUUCUUCUCAGAUGUUCAGCCUUAAGUGCUAUGUUGCUGAAAAUUAUUCGUACUGGAUCAAUACCAUUUAAUUCAAAAUAUUCAUGAAUGUUAUUUUCGGUAUCCUCAACAAACGGUAAAAGCCAUAACACAGAAUUCUUAACAUCCCUUAGAAUGAUUAUCCACAUAUUUGAAGUAGUUUGAUUUAUUUUAUAAGGUUGUCCAAAAUAGCAAUACACUAUAGUCUUCUGGCAGAUUAUACAUCUGUCUUGUAUAGCACUUCAGAUAAUCACCAGGAAACAUUUGAAUGUUGUACAUAAAUUAAUUAUACCUUUUAAAUAUACCCAUGGUUCCAUUGUAAUUAUUCCUAUUUGUUGUUCUGUUUUGACGUAAGUCAUUAAAUAAUAACUUGUGAUCACCAAAAAAUACAGUUCGAUUCAAGUAAGCCAACUUUUCAGUAUACAAAUAAUCUAAAUUAGACUGAGAACAUUGUUCAUCUGUUACUAAAUAAUCUAUAGCACCACUAUUUCCAUGAUGUCCAAGUAAUUUAACUUGAAUUGGAGCUGUUUUCAAUGCAAAUAUUUCAUACACAAGAUCUUUUGUAGAUUCACCUACAUCAAUUAAAAUACAAAUUCUAUCUGCAUUUAUUUUUUUGACUGCAUUAAUUUUACUGAAGUUCGAAAUAUCAAUACAACAAUCAGACGCAGAUAAAAUAUUUGACCUAAACACAUAUUUUGAUAAUAAAUAAUUAUAAAUUAAGACAAAUUAAUAAUAAUGUAAAAAAUUGUACAUUAUGUAUUUUAAUACUAAUUUUAUUUAGAUUUUGAGCGGAGGGAAUUCAAUGUUAAUUUUUUUUUCUGUGAGAAACUUUUCUACCAACAAUUUCACUCAAAUUUUCAAUUUUAGCACCUUUUCCAAAAGAAAAUUGGACUGGGGUGGUACUUCAAAGUUAUUUUUUGAUUUUCCCAGGGGUUCUUUUAACUAAUAGAAAACCCGGGAAAAUUAACAAAAUGUUGGAAAUUCAAUUUGGGUGUGACCAGUUUUGAAUGUAAAAAAAUUAUAUAUAUUUACAUGAAUUAUAUUAAAAUGUAUAUUGAUUUGAUUUAAUUUUAAUGGUGGCACUUUAACCAUGGUAUCAACUAUAUAAAGGCAGUGAAUUGUAGUCUAAAUAUAAAAAUGUGAUGAGUUUUAUAAAUUGAAAGAGAAUUCAAGCAAAAAUAUAUUUACACAUUAACUAUGGCAUGGGUUAAUUUGGGUGACCCCCUGUGUGGAAAUUUUUUUUGGUCCAAAAGGUUCCAAUUAUAAAAAUUGCCAGAAUUUCAAACAAUGACAAAUUUAACAAUGUAAGAGAUCUUACCUAUGCAGAGAUACAAGAACAAAUUACUUGUUAUAAUCUGAUAUUAUUGGGAGAGCUAAGAAUAAAUUUGUUUUGUUAAAGAUGCAUAAAUAUCAGCUUUAAUGCUAAGAAAAUUACUAACAAAUUUAAAAUAUUUAUUAUCAUUAUCAUUUCUAUCACAUUUAAAAGGCACACAGUGGAAACCAAUAUUUACCUUAACCUGGCCAAAAGUCCUAUUUUUAAAAUGCAAAAAGUCCUGCAUUUGAUUGAUGAUUAUUUAUUAUAGGAAUAUUUUGUUGUAGAUGAAUUUAAAAUUUGAGAUCAAUUAGUUGAUUAUCAAGUGAGAUAGAGAGGUUUGAUUAGAAAUGUUUUCUCUUUUAUAUUGAAAAAUUCCAAGUUUUCCAUUAUUUGUCCACUUUUUAAAGAAUAUUAGUAAAACUGCAUAAUUUUUACAUACCUAGGCAUAUUAUAGAUACUAGGCGUACUAUAGGUGUAGCUAGAACUAAAUAUUUGAGGUAACUAUAGCCUCUUUUUAGACAAAAUGGAAUUAAAACAAAAUUAUGAAGUGCAUAAGGUCAGUACACUAUUAUCAUCAAAUUAUACAUUUUUGCUAUAAAAUAACAUAAUAUGUACGAUAUGUUACAAUCACUGUUAUAUGGUACAUAACUACAUACCACUGUACAUGGUCACAAUAUACAAAAUAUUCAAUCUAUAGUAAGACACUCAUUAUCUUGGAAAGUUUUAACUUGUAUAGAAAUUUGUUUUAUAGGACAUUUAAGAAACAAGCUAACAAUGUUAUAUUUAUAUUUUUUUUAUCACCUUUAUUUUUUAAUUUAAAACCACUACCUAAUUUUGAUUUUUAAAUGAUAAAUUAUAAUGAAAAUGUCAUAAAAUAAAGUAAUAGUUAAAAUAAACAGUAUUACUGAAAUUUUUGAUUUCCGUCAAUUCAUUGAUGAGAUAUUCUACUUUAAAGUUUAGGUCAAGGGAUAGAAGUGGUGCAUUCUUAAAAUGCCAAGAGCCAAAAUGAUGCUCCACUACCCUCCCCUAAACAAAACUUUAAAGUGGAAUAUCUCAUCAAUAGAUUGACAGAAAUCAAAAAUUUUAACACCAAAAUGUAUUUCAACUAAUAGUAAAUCUAUUUAUGGACUUUUUAAUAUAGAUUGUCCCAAAAAUAAGGGUGACUAAAAAUAACAUAAACGUAAAAUUGUAGAGCUCGAUUUUAAUAUUUUCAGAAAUAAUGAGUGUCUUACGAUAGAUUGACCAUCCUGUACAUAAUAGGUAGAUAUAUUGAAAAGAUAUUAUCAUUCAUUAAUGGCACAGUAAAUGGCAGUAAUGGCACUAAGUCAUAAUUAAUAGAAAUAUCUACCUAUGUAUUAGACAAACAUUACAGUGUUUUAAAUAAUUUCCUUUCAAAUUAUUAACUAACUCAGAAUAAUUUUGAGGGCCUGUUAAAAUUUUUGGCAAACUUAGUCUCUCCAGUUUCCCUAUAUAUAUGCUUAUACUUAUAUCCUUGUCCAUAGUAACUAUUGUUGAUUUGGUUAACAAAAAGAUAAAUAUAUUAUCUGUAACAUUAGUAUUAUUAUCAAUCCUAAUUUAAAUAUGAGCAUUAAAUCCACAUUACUAGUCAGUAUUAAAAAGAAAAGUAAUAAUAUAAGUAUAUUGUGUAAGGUACUAUAGUUCAAAGUUAAAAAUACACUUGGAAACUGGGAACUUAACUUGCUUUUAGAGUAGGCUUUCCUAAAUUGUAAUUGAUUAAACUGUUUGCUUUUUAUAUUCCAAAAAAUUAUUUUCUUAAUUUCCUGAUUUGUAUGAUUUUUUAGAUUGGUAUUAACCUCAUUUCAAAAAAAAAAAAAAAACAUACUUAGAGCCAUUGUAGUAAUGAUAAUUUGAGAUAGGGGAAUUGAAAAUGAUGCAAGAAGUUCAGCGAAAAAAAGUAAAGGCGAUGCUUUGAAUGAGUCUUUUAAGGUACUUUGUGGCUACAAAUCUAUUAUUUCCAUUUGAAGCUCAACAGGUAUAUCUUCACAUCAAUAUUAAACGGAUUGGCGAGUAGUUGAAAAUACUGCGAAUGUCGUUUGAAAUCUUGAAAUCGAUUAUUAAAUUCUUGUUGAAGUAUCGAAAUAGCUUCAACAAAUUUAACUGUUAAUAAUGAAAAUUCUGACGAUCCAAAAAGUUUUU